UAAAAUCGAUGAGGUCGACCGUCUCCUUCAUAAUUACCCAAAUACAAUAUUAUCUAAUUUCCGCAUAUAUUGGCAUAACAUGGCUGCAGCUUGGUGGUUGCUGCAACUUGCAGAAGAAGAAGAAAGAAAUAUGCUGAAAAUUCGAAGAAGACAAUUACGUGAUGCAAGUAAUCCAUUUGAAAUUUUAGAAUCGCAAUUUAUUCAUUUAUAUCGGUUAACAAAAGAUGCUACAUUAGCAUUACGCGAUUUUAUACAGCCUCAUAUGCAAGUAGCAAUACGAUUAACAGCAAUUCCAUUAGAACUGAAGCUUUUAGCAACUUUAAGCUUUUUAAGCUCAGGUUCCUAUCAGAGGAGAAUUGGGCAGGACUUCCUAAGUUGUAUGUGUCAAUCAUCCGUUAGUGGAGCAAUACAUCAAAUUAUACAUGCAUUAAAUGCUAUAAUGCCACAAUGGAUAACAUUCCCUACAGAACAUGAUGAGAUUCAAACUAUUCAGCAAACGUAUUUCAUUCACACAAAUUUUCCGGGUAUCGCGCAAGCGCAAUACGGUUUAGUAACAGCUGUUCUGAUCACGCGCUAA
Molecule: messenger RNA, 577 nt
Organism: Trachymyrmex cornetzi
Lineage: Eukaryota; Metazoa; Arthropoda; Insecta; Hymenoptera; Formicidae
Exons: 6
Coding region: 80-577 (165 amino acids)
Source: RefSeq, a predicted model, not a curated record